AUGACACCAUUUGAAAUGAACAAUCAAACAGAUGUCACUGAAUUCAUCUUCUUGGGGUUUUCCAACCACCCCAAACUACAGGGCUUGUUUUUCCUGGUUUUCUUGAUCAUUUACCUGACAACACUCCUGGGAAACAUGCUCAUAAUAACAGCCACUAAAAUCAGCCUUGCUCUUCAUACUCCAAUGUAUUAUUUCCUCAGCAACCUGAGUUUCUUGGACGUCUGCUACACAUCCACCACCAUCCCAGUCAUGCUGGUGAACUUCUUCCACAGAAAGAAAACCAUCUCAUAUGAAGGCUGCCUUUCCCAGAUUUUCUUCCUCGUGACAUGCACUGGCACUGAAUGUGUCUUAUUGGCUGCUAUGGCUUAUGACCGCUAUGUAGCAAUUUGCCACCCCCUUCAAUAUCCGGUCCUCAUGAGUGUGAAGGUCUGUGUUUUUUUGGUGACUGGGUCCUGGCUAUGUGGGCUGGUGAAUUCUGUGAUACACACAGUGCUGGCAGCCACACUCACUCUCUGUGGGCCCAACCAAAUCAGCCACUUUCUCUGUGACAUCCCAUUGCUCCUGGAGCUCUCUUGCUCAGACACCUCUCUCAAUGAGUCUGUGCUCCAUGUGGCCAGUGCCACCAUUGGCCUGAGCCCCUGUCUGUUUACUGGAGUGUCCUAUAUACUCAUAAUUUCUGCCAUUCUUAGGAUUCCCUCUGCUCAGGGCAGGAACAAGGCCUUCUCUACCUGUGCAUCCCACCUUACUGUUGUUGUGAUCUUUUAUGGAAUGGCCAAUUUCAACUAUGAUAAACCCAGAGAGGGUUACUCCUUAGACAUAGAUAUUCUGGUCUCUGUGCUCUUCUGUGUUGUGACCCCCAUGUUGAACCCCAUCAUAUACAGUCUGAGAAACAAGGAGGUCAAGGGUGCCCUGAGGAAGCUGGCUGGAGGGUAUGUGAUCCCUGGCAAUAUUAGUGUCUAG
This is a messenger RNA of Canis lupus familiaris (dog), 960 nucleotides long. RefSeq names its product olfactory receptor family 13 subfamily L member 2 (gene OR13L2). The transcript has a single exon. Gene Ontology annotation, molecular function: G protein-coupled receptor activity; olfactory receptor activity. Gene Ontology annotation, biological process: G protein-coupled receptor signaling pathway. Gene Ontology annotation, cellular component: membrane. The record is from RefSeq and is a predicted model, not a curated record. Lineage: Eukaryota; Metazoa; Chordata; Mammalia; Carnivora; Canidae. The coding region runs from base 1 to 960 and encodes 319 amino acids.